ACCGUUCAAGGGUGUGUCAGAGGCUCAAGCGCUGAGCGCUGAGCCGAAAGUGAUGUCUCAGGACUUCUUCUGCUUAGUACCUCCUACAACCUUGAUCUCAACGCUAACCAUUCCUUGAUUCCGUCAUGUCUCUUCAGCCAUUCAUAUCCUUGUAUCGGUAUGCUCUCGAACCUAUAGCACCUUUCAGCUGGUUUGGUAUCAAAGUCUGCUCUAUCGAACUGGUAGCCGCCUUGAGGCUUUGCACCAUCCUGAGGCAGACCAGGGAAGAUUUAUAUGCCAAGUAUCAGCGCCGUGCUGGCGAUAAACAGUCUGUGGAGGAGAGGUCCUUCCUAAGAGACGCAUGUACCUCGCUCACCAUCAAGUUUGGAGGAGAGGCCGUCAUAGGCUCUUUACUCGGUGUUCCCCCAUCUUUCAUGCUCUCAGGUGUCUCCCCCGGUGUGUACAUCGCGGCACAGGCGAUUGUAGAGUAUAUUCCUGUUAUACCGUCCAUGUCACUCGGCACUGAGCUUCCGCUAUCUAUUGUCGACGGAUUCACACGCGCGUUACUUCUCUGCAGCCUGAUACCCAAACCCGUUAUCACGCAUGCGUCCCCCGUUAUCGCAUCUUCCCCGUGGACUCUUUUGCUCUCCUCUCUCGUCAUCGCUAAUGGAGGCUUCUUUAUGACCAGCAUGUUCUCCUUCCUGGAGCCUACUCCGCUCACACUUACGACCCCCGCCGCGAUCAAGCCCUACGGCUGGACGACCACGGACAUCUGGUGUGCGCCGUUCAUCACGGGGCUCUAUGCCCUCCUCACGCAGGCCCAGCCGUUCUGGGCCGAGCUCCACAGCGUCAUUUCGACUGUUCUCGGAAACGCGGGCGACAAAGUCGGUCCCAUGGACCCAGAAGCCGCCCGUGCGCUAUGCGCGCUAAUUCUCGCGGGAAUGUUCUCCACCCGGACUGCGAAGAACUAUGGGCUUAUUUGGAAGAAGGGUGUUGCUGACAAGAUCAAGAUACAGUGAACACCCGAAGUGAUAUUGGUUUUAUAAAUGCCGAAGAUGUAGAUGUGCACGAAAUUUAAUGAAUGAGAUAUCCCUGUUCUGCCCUCAUCACUGCACCUGGGCUCGUUGUUGUCGUGACUGCGGCUGUGUGUCACUACGUGGAACAUUCUGGAUGAAUGGCAAGGCGGAAUGUCACUUCAAGUAAGGAGCCGACGUGCUUCUUCAGUCACUCUUAUCCUUUCCUAUGAUUUGUAUUGCUCGAAUAUGAUCUUGAUAGACCAGAACCGAACUUCCGUUCUAUAAUUUCCACUCACGAGCAGUGCUCCAUUGAUCUGGGAUAUUGCAACACAGUCAACCCGCGCGGUGAAUGAAGAGGUAUACUUACGACCUCCUGAUGCGUAUCUUAAUG
This is a messenger RNA of Suillus subalutaceus, 1386 nucleotides long. RefSeq lists its product as uncharacterized. NCBI's taxonomy places the organism in Eukaryota, Fungi, Basidiomycota, Agaricomycetes, Boletales, Suillaceae. The transcript has 4 exons. The record is from RefSeq and is a predicted model, not a curated record. Bases 126 to 998 code for a protein of 290 amino acids.